AUGAGGGCUGGCCAUACUGAGGACGGAUGCUGGAGGAAAGAAGGGAAUUGCUUGAGGUGCGGAAGCAGUGAACACCAGAUUGCCGGUUGUCCAAAAAUACAAGAAGGUGGUACACCAAGUGCUAGACAAGCCACUUCUGGAGGAAACAGGCCGAAAGUUUUUGCCAGGGUGAACGCUAUGGACGAUCAACCUGUACCUGAUUCCUCGGAGGUUGUGGAAGGUACUCUUCCAAUCUUUCACCGAUUAGUUAGAGUACUAAUUGAUCCUGGCGCAACGCAUUCAUUUGUGAAUCCAAUUUUUAUGUCCGGAAUUGAGGUACAACCUGUUAAAUUACCUUUCGAUCUUGAAGUUAGAACACCUAUGGGUAAUAGGAGUAUAAUUACUAGCCUGGCCAAUAAGAACUGCGAGUUCUGGGUUGGAGAGCGUAAGAUGCUAGUAGACCUAGUCAGUUUGGACAUAAAAGGGUAUGAUGUUAUUAUAGGAAUGGAUUUCCUAGCUCAUGACCUUGCUAAACUUGAUUGUAGAGCAAAAGUGGUGGAAUUUUGGAUUCCUGGGGAAGCAACCCUGAAAUUGGAUGUGAAAGGUAGGCUAGCAUCAUCUGCUAUGAUUUCGGGAGUUCAGGCAAGAAAAAUGUUGUAUAAAGGAGCGUAA
Coffea arabica (coffee) is the source of this 651-nucleotide messenger RNA. The record is from RefSeq and is a predicted model, not a curated record. Lineage: Eukaryota; Viridiplantae; Streptophyta; Magnoliopsida; Gentianales; Rubiaceae.